GUACAAUUUUCGAUGGUCAAACGGCACUUCUACUCUUUUUUCACAGAAUUGCAAAUGUUUUUUGACAUGUUGACAUAAAAACAAGAAUCGUCUCUGUGUGUGUGCUUGUUACAACAAUAAUAAUCAGAAAAUAAAAAUGGCAUCACGUCCAAAAUCUCCUGGACCUCCUUCUGCCCGAAGUGAUAAAGAGGAAUCGUUUUGGGAUAAAAUCGGCACUCUAGGCCGAAAGAAACGAAUCAAAGAAGUGCAAGAAGUUCAAGCCGAAGGUCGAUAUGCAAUUGAUUCGCCUGGCAAUCCAAACAAUCCCGAAAUUCCACCGGAGGAUUAUGCUUUACGGGACAACGAACAACGUGCAAUAAUUCAACCUCAAUCGCUUGCCGAUCCUCAAGUGCAAGAAUUGCAGCAAGUUCUUAUCGACUGGAUCAAUGACGAAUUGGCCAACCAAAGAAUUAUCGUCAAAAAUAUUGAAGAAGAUCUGUACGAUGGCCAGGUGUUGCACAAAUUGUGGGAGAGUUUGACUGGACGAAAACUUGAUGUGUUAGAAGUGACUCAGUCUGAGGAGGGACAACGAGAGAAGUUGGCGAUUGUGCUGAAUGCCGUGAAUCAUGUCCUUGGAUUCCAUCAUAAAAUUCCGAAAUGGAGCGUUGAGAGUGUCCAUUCGAAGAACAUGGUGGCCAUACUACAUCUACUGGUGGCCUUAGUACGACAUUUUCGUGCACCAAUUCGUCUACCAGAGAAUGUGUUCGUCACGAUCGUCAUCGCACAGAAGAACGGCCAAGUGCUCAGUGCACAGAAAUAUCAGGAACAGAUCACCUCACAAUACGACGAUGUCGGUAUGCGGUGUGAGCGUGAUGCAUUCGAUACGUUGUUUGAUUGUGCACCGGAAAAGUUAGCUGUUGUUAAGAAGUCAUUGGUGACAUUCGUCAACAAGCAUCUGAACAAGUUGAAUAUUGAAGUAGCCAAUCUGAGCACCGAUUUCAAGGAUGGCGUCUACUUGUGUCUGUUGAUGGGACUGCUGGGAGGUUUCUUUGUGCCAUUGUAUGAUUUCCAUUUGACACCGCGGGAUAGUGACCAGAUGGUACACAACGUUGCAUUCUCUUUUGAACUGAUGCAAGAUGUCGGUCUACCUCAACCGAAAGCUAGACCAGAAGAUAUUGUCAACAUGGACCUUAAAUCGACCCUUCGAGUCUUGUACAAUCUGUUCACAAAAUACCGAAAUUUGUCGUAAGAUAGCAAUGGCGGAAAUAUGUCCGUUUGGAAAAUGGAUGGGCAACGAUGCCACUUAAUACAAAAACCAAACAAAAAUACUGAGCGUCUUCUUGAAGAAUCUUUUUUCUUAACAAAUAACUGUGGUCCGUGGCUAAUACAAUUUAAUGAUUUUCACGUCUCUAGAUUAGUCUUCGUUCAAUGUGCCUUCUUUUUAUAGUGCCUCUUACGAUGUAUUUUUGUUUCUAAUUUUUAUUAAUUUAUUAAUAAAGUUUUUUUGGAACUAAG
Molecule: messenger RNA, 1494 nt
Organism: Bradysia coprophila
Lineage: Eukaryota; Metazoa; Arthropoda; Insecta; Diptera; Sciaridae
Gene: parvin
Product: beta-parvin
Biological process (GO): actin cytoskeleton organization; cell projection assembly; substrate adhesion-dependent cell spreading
Cellular component (GO): actin cytoskeleton; focal adhesion; cytoplasm
Molecular function (GO): actin binding
Source: RefSeq, a predicted model, not a curated record